Molecule: messenger RNA, 1023 nt
Organism: Glossina fuscipes
Lineage: Eukaryota; Metazoa; Arthropoda; Insecta; Diptera; Glossinidae
Gene: Fadd
Product: fas-associated death domain protein
Exons: 1
Coding region: 32-760 (242 amino acids)
Biological process (GO): signal transduction; regulation of apoptotic process
Molecular function (GO): protein binding
Source: RefSeq, a predicted model, not a curated record
AGCAUAAAAUUUUAGAUUUUUGUUGAUAAACAUGGUAGAUAUUUGCAAUAAUAGAUCAUACGAAUUGCUUAAAAGCAUAACGGUCAGUGAUCAAUUGGUGCAAUUGAAGUUAGAAGAGAUUAAAUAUAUGUUUCGAAAUGAGAUUCGAUCCAAUCGAAAUAUGGAUCGUAUAAAAACUGUCAAAGACCUUAUAGAUUAUCUUGAAAGAAACGAUUCUUUAUCAGAAUGGAAUAUUGAACCUUUAAGAGAAAUUGCUGAUCAUUGUGGCGGCAAUUUAGAGAGGGCAAUAGUUGAUUAUAUUUCGCCGAGAGAUACGCUCACGGGACGCAACAUAUAUCGUGAGCAAAGAUUAUCUGAAGAAUUUAGGAAUAAAUUGGAGAUAAACAAUGGCAAUUUGGAACAGACAGGGCAGGCUGCAGCCACAAAUUGCCAUGAUAAGCUUAUAAAAUGUUACACGCAGCAUGAUGCCAGUUCAUUUGAAAAAAAAAGAACAGCCAUUUUCAAAUUAAUUACCAGCAACAUAGGACAUUCUUGGCGUAGUUUAGGACGAGAACUUGAUAUACCUCAAGGCACAAUGGACGCAAUCGAAGUUCAAUACCCGCGCGAUCUGAACUGUCGGGUACAGGAAAUGCUAAAAACCUUCGAAGAGGAUGUGGUUCACGAUCCAAACAGACGAGCACUUCAGCUUUGUCGAGCUUUGGAAGCCUGCCGUCGAAAGGAUUUACGGAGAAAAGUGGAAGACAUCAUGUCCUAUUUAUAAGUUAUUUAUAUAACUUAUAAAUGAAUUUACCCAAAUCCAUUCAAAAUAAUCUUUUUGUAUUUUAUUAAUUUACAAACAAAUGCUUUUGCAAGUUGUGUGGUGAUUAUUUAAUAUAUAUAUGUUAUAGUUUUUCUUGUGUUUGGGGGCCAAAGCGUGUGUAUAUGGUGUGAAUUUUCAAAAUAAUAAACAAAAAGAAUACUUCUCUUGGAUUUCUCGAUUUAUGUGUUAAAAGUACAAUAAUGAUGUUAGUCUUGUAUUGAAAA